Molecule: messenger RNA, 216 nt
Organism: Colletotrichum orchidophilum
Lineage: Eukaryota; Fungi; Ascomycota; Sordariomycetes; Glomerellales; Glomerellaceae
Product: histidine permease
Exons: 1
Source: RefSeq, a predicted model, not a curated record
CUCGCAAUCUGUUUGUUCUGCGGCUGGAAGAUCCUCAAGUGCACUCGAUUCAUUACACCGGAGCACGCCGAUCUGGUUCGGAUCCACCCGGUAGUCGAAGCACACGAAGCGGCGAUGGCGGGUGACGGGAAUGAGGUGGGACUCCGCAGACGGUUAGCGCAGAUAGUGAGGGUCGGCUUGAAACUCGGUCGGGCAUCCCGGAGCUCCCGGGUUUAG